Messenger RNA from Salvia splendens (bonfire salvia), 747 nucleotides. RefSeq names its product CASP-like protein 1E2. NCBI's taxonomy places the organism in Eukaryota, Viridiplantae, Streptophyta, Magnoliopsida, Lamiales, Lamiaceae. Bases 53 to 658 code for a protein of 201 amino acids. The record is from RefSeq and is a predicted model, not a curated record. The transcript has 2 exons.
CCCCUACAAAAACAGAAAGAAACUUAAAUUUGUAAUAUUUAGAAAAUUAAAUAUGGAUUCUCAAUACAAAAGCAGCAGUAAUGGAGGAAUUGAGAGUGGUAGUAUAACUAUAAGAGAUAGGGAGGUGGCAAUGGCUAACAAGAGAAGUAUGAGUGGAUGCGACGUCGUUUUGAGGUUCUUGGCCCUGGCGUUCUGCCUCGCCGCCGCGGUGAUUCUCGGCGUCAGCAAGGAGACCAAGAUGGUGGCGAUGACUCUGGUCCCCACGCUGCCGCCGGUCACCAUUCCGGCCACCGCCAAAUGGCACUAUUUGUCGGCCUUUAAGUACUUCAUGGUGGCAAAUUGCAUAGCAUGUGGCUAUGCAGCCAUUUCAUUAGUCCUGAGCCUAGCAAAUAGAAAAGGCAAAAAGGGAAUCACAAAAUUGAUCAUUUUGUUAGACCUAGUAAUGGUGGUGCUCCUAUUCUCUGCCAUCGGAUCCGGAGGCGCCAUCGGCCUCAUCGCCUACCAGGGUAACUCGCGCUUGCAGUGGAACAAGGUGUGCAAUGUGUUCGACAAAUUCUGCCGCCGGGGGGCAGUCUCCUUUGGCCUCUCCAUUGCUGCCUCGAUCGCCUUCUUCUUGUUGGUGGUGCUUGCUAUCCACAACCUCCACCGCAAAAACUAGAAAUCUGUGUUUGAAAUUGAAAUGUUUUCCUGAUAAUUAUGUUGCAUAUCUAUAAGACACUAGUUUAACUAAUGUUUCUUUUUUUUAUA